GAGGCGGCUCCCCCUCCCUCCCUCCCCGCACUCGCAACACGCAAAGAACUGCGCGUGUCUGCGUGUCUCUGUGUGUCCCUGUGUCUCUGUGUGUUCCUGUGUCUCUGUGUGUGCCUGUGUGUGUGUCGCCUUCCCAGUCCACAUCUCCCACACCCACUCCUCCUUCUCGCAGCGAAGUCGUUUGCAGUCGUCCAGACAGCAAGAGGCGACGACGAUUCGGAACUGUGACACUACCGUAGCAGGGCCACGGCCGUGAGUCGCGUCGUACUCUUAGCAGCAGAGCGAGCAAAGUGGAGGACGUUCGCGGAUAGGAAUUGAGGCUUCAACCUGCGCGGUUGGAAGAGCGGGCACGAGAGGAUAUUUUUGUUUGUUUCUGGCGUACAAGACGGAUUAAAGCAGAGAGAGAGUGAGGGGUUGUUGGGCGAAUGUUAAGCCCGCGUCUUGCUCGGCGUACAUAGGAGGUGUGGGAAGGGGGUGAUUCAGGCAGGUCGGGAGGCAGUCCGCCCGCUCGCCUGGCCGCUUCUCUCGUCUCGUUCAUGGCUUCUUGUUGAACGCCCUCGUUGGUCGGUGGCUUGGUUUUGUCGUCGAGCUCGCGAUGCCGAUCGCGAUCAUGGAGCGGCUGCCGCUGCCCACGCUGCAGACGUACGUGGCCACCAGCGUGGGCCUCCUGUCCGUCGGGCUGCUGUCGGCCUACUCGCGGGCCCGCAGGCACCUCGACCACGGGCUCGGCCAGCCGGGCGAGCAGCAGCAGCAGCAGGCAGGCGUCAGUGUCGUUGUUGGCGAUGCCGGUGGUGGUGGUGAUGGUGAUGUUAUUGGCGAUGCCGGCGAUGUUCACGGUGGAGCAGAAGAGGUGUCCGGGUUUGCGGGGGUUGUGGCCUUGUCCAUGAUCAGCGACGUGUGGAGCGUCUGGAUCCUGGUGAAUACCGCCUGCUGCCUGCUCAUUCUCAUCGCCAAGGGGAUGCAGUACUUGGUGUUUGGCUCGCUGCGAGUGAGCGAGAGGCAGCACCUCAAGGACAAGUUCUGGAACUUCGUCUUCUACAAGUUCAUCUUCAUCUUCGGGGUGCUCAACGUGCAGUCCGUGGACGAGGUGGUGCUAUGGUGCAUCUGGUUCUCCGUGCUGGCCUUCAUGCACCUGAUGGUGCAGCUCUGCAAGGAUCGGUUUGAAUACCUCUCCUUCUCGCCCACGACGCCCAUGGGCAGCCACGUGCGCGUGCUGUCCCUGCUGCUCGUCAUGAAGCUGCUGUGCCUGGCGCUCAUGCUGGUGUGCGUGGUCGUGGGGCAGUCGCAGGGCAUGCACACCUUCUCCUUCAUGGCGGCCGAGUGCCUCCUGGUUGCUUUUAGGACCAUGCAUGUCCUAAUAAGGUAUGCCAUUCACUUGUGGGACCUCAACCAUGAGGGCACGUGGGAGAACAAGAGCACCUACGUGUACUACACGGACCUGAUUAUGGAGCUCACUCUGCUGUGCAUCGACCUCAUGCACCACAUCCACAUGCUGCUCUUUGGGAACAUCUGGCUGUCCAUGGCGAGCCUCGUGAUCUUCAUGCAGCUGCGCUAUCUGCUGCAUGAGGUGCAGCGCCGCAUCCGGCGACACAAGAACUACCUGCAGGUCGUCGGCAACAUGGAGGCCAGGUUCGCGGCCGCCACUCCGGAAGAGCUGGCGUCCAACAACGACGAUUGCGCCAUCUGCUGGGACUCGAUGCAGUCGGCGCGCAAGCUGCCCUGCGGCCACCUCUUCCACAACGCGUGCCUGCGCUCGUGGCUGGAGCAAGACACGUCGUGCCCCACGUGCCGGAUGUCGCUGAACAUCAACGGCGGCGGCGGUGGCGGCGGCGCGGGCGUGGGAGGCGUCGGAGAGCACGGGGCGCGCGGGGUGGGGGGGGCUGCCACGCGCGACAACAUGGCCCCCCUGGACGACGCGAUGGCCGGAGAGGUCGGGGACGACGGGCCCCGGAUCAACCAGCGCAAUCACUUCUUCCACUUCGAUGGAUCGCGAAUCGCGAGCUGGCUGCCGAGUUUCUCCGUGGAAGUGAUGCACAGCUCCAAUCUCAUCGGCCUCCCAGCCGUCACCAACUCCCAGCUCAACACCAUGGCACACCAGAUCCAGGCCAUGUUUCCGCAGGCGCCGUACCACGCCAUCCUGCAGGACCUGCAGCUCACGCGCUCGGUGGAGGUGACGACGGACAACAUCCUUGAGGGUCGCAUCACCGUGCCCUUCCCCAUGCAGCAGAGGCAAGAACCUGCUGGAGGGGUUCGGUUUGGGGGGCCCGAGAGCCCCCUAGCAUCGGAUACAGGCUCCCUACUGCAGACGGCCGCGUCCAGGGCCGACCUCUCGAGCUUCUCUCCGCCCGUCGAGCGCCCGUCAGAGCCGGACAAAGCGACGGGCGAAGACGGCGGCAGUGGCGGCGACGACUCGGCCUACCUGCUGGCCGCCAGCGCCGACAAGGAAGAGGACGACAUGCGGUCAGCGGCCGCAGGCGCCGCCACCCAUCGCGAGCGGUUCCCCGGGAGCCCGCGCUUCCCCCCGGCCGGUCUAGGCGCACGCCAUGAUGACUCGGCCGGCAGAGGAGUGGACGAUGCCGCGGCGGGCGUGACGAGACCCGAGUGCGAGACGACGGGUGGGCGCUUCUCCAAGUCGGCGGAGGAGCGCCACCGCAUGCUGCAGCAGCGGAAGGAGCAGCUCGUGUGCCAGGCGCGCAGAAAGUACCUGGUUCGGCCGUCGACAGAGUGGGGCGCGGAGGGAGGCAUGGGAGGCACGGGGAACGUGGAGAUGGAGCGCACGGACCCGGCCUCCGUGCGCAGACGCACGCUGGCAGCCGCCAUCAGCAACCGCCUCCCGCACAGACACUCGCAUCCACCGCACCCGCCGCACCCGCAGUGAGACGUGCGUGCGUGGUGGCAGUCGUACCCCAAUUUCCACUGGCACACCCAGAAUCAGAAUAUUUAUUUAGGCUGCAGGAGGAGACCGCUGAGCUACGAAGUUCCUUUUCAAAGAUGUCCAGUAGGGGAGGGUAGGCUGAGCCAGGGUGGGGGGGGGGGGGCCCUCACGGUACGGGUGGUUUUCUGCUGGCCGUUUGCCGUGCCGACCCGGAACCAAACCGUGCCACGCUGGCCUUGCAAGACACCCGAACCUGGCACGGGUGCCAAGAGAGGCCAGGGGCGGGGGUUCUUGAUGCGUUCAUUGCGAGGGAUUUCAGUCGAUGCAACCCAAACCCAGCGACAUCGCUUCGUCUACACGCAUUGUCAAUGUAAAAACGACCUGGCACCUUCGGGGGCCACGUGCCGGCUGACUCGGCACAGUCCCGGCACAGCUCGGUUGUACAGUGGAAAAGAGGUAUUGGUGGCCACCUCGCUGCACAAGCACACUAGCCCACAGUCGUAGCUACACGUUGACAAACUCUAGCACAUACAACAGGAGUACCUUCGGAGUGUAUAAAAAUGCACGCACAAACGAGAGCAUUGUUGGUCUGUCCGGACUGUUGUUGUGAGGGUGAUUUGCGAGCGCCUGUUACGACCAGAACGAUGAUGGGGUCGGUGCGACCAGUGCCAUGUAUGGCAAUGUUCAUUUUCCCUACUGCUCAUUUACGACUGAGUCGACGAAGGUGAGAUUCAGGCCAAGAAUCGAACCCAGGUUUAUGGGAUUUUUAAGGUAGUGCACUGCCCACUGCAGUCCCACUCAAUUCAUAUGUAGCACACACACACACACAUGCUGAGUGGUACAGCGAGCAUUACUUAUAUAACUUCAUUAGCCCACGCUGAUGUUUUACUUUUCUACCAACUCGUAGUGCUUCUACGUUGAUCUCGACUGCUAGCUGGAUUUAAUUCGCACCGUCGUGGGUGCCGCAGGUGUAGCCCAGCCGUCGUGUGCAGCCGCGUGCGGAGCGAUCGCCACUGCUGCGGUGGUAAUGGUGGCGGUGGCGGCUUUAACGCUCGGACUGCGUUGCUUUGUUUCACGCGGUGAUCUGAUGGCUGCGCCCAGGAACGUUGUAACGCUGGCCUGCCCCCUCCUGCCCCUGCCUGCCCCCGGCGGUGCCCAGCGCGAUGCGGUUUUUUCUCGCUGUUGCUGUCUGCAGGCUGUCAAUUAACCAUACAAUAGGCGAUGCUUCGGGCAGCGGCGUUUCUUCAUAGCACAUCGUACAUUUGCGAUGAAGAACGGCCAUUUCCGGAAACGUGCCUGUUGUAUAUUUUAAUUUUAAGGCCGCUGUUAACGACCGGUGUGUCGAGUUGUUUUUGUUGUCUGUGCGUGUGCUACCACUGCCAACGCAGCAGCAGCAGCAGGGUCGCCAAAUGUUGCGAGCGUGUGAUGAGUGCCCCACCCGGUUGCGCCGCGUUACCCCCACGGCAGCGAGCGAUUAACACGAUCACGCAGCGUUAAUGAUCGCGGAUUCCAGUUCCGUCCUGCGUCACGGGAACUGAUUCCCUCCUCGGCCGGGGAGGAGACGCGACGAGAUGCAGGGGGCGUCCGUGCGCAUUUCCCGACGCCGUGAAUUUCAUUUUUGACUCGGAAAGCGCGACUCGUCAUUUCGGCUCUUGGCCAUGGCUUAAAGAGGCGCGACCCUCGUGGCAUUUGGAGGCGUCGAGCUCAAACCUCGCGUGCGCGCUGUAACGUACCCAACGACGAUGGCAAUCUGUGCGCUCCUCUUAAUGGAAUUCCGUUGGAGUGUUGCGGAGAGCAGUGCACUUUCAAGCUCCCGUGCUUCAUCCGCCACCUGUCGAAUCGCAGCGUCGUCAGGCGCUCCAUCCGCGAUCUGGAUUUUAGGGAAAAUCUGUAGUCAGUAUGAGCACAGUGAUAGGUCACUUAUGUAAGUAUAAAGUAAAUAUGCUGAAUUUAAACGCGCUGUACAGAGUUACGUGUACCGGCGGUAACGCACGCCCGUUCCGAGUCGUGCGCCGGUCUUGCUUUUCGCUUGUGGUGUCAUAUAUGACCUAACCAUUGCAAUGCAGGUGCACCCCUUUGUACAGAUUAUGAAAACAAGUGUAUUUUUGUUGUACUGUUAAUGUUUUUUUUUCUCAAUGUUUCUCGAAUAGAGGGAUGGUUAAUUGUAGAUAAACGUAAAAAUUUGGGUUUUGAUUUUUAUAUUAUUUUGUUUUGGACGCGGUUCGGACCCCAAUAAAUUUGCCUUCAACCCUGUGCCUUUGAAUCGAUGUAAACUACCGCAAUUCAUUUUGGCAUCGCACAUUCAUUCAUUAUUUAACUUGUGUGUUCGCCAAAUGAAAUACGUGUACUGUACAUAAAAGGAAGCGGCCAGUGUUUUGAUGAUUAGACACUAAGUAACUUUUACAACAACAACAAAAAAACCGACUACAAUUCACUCUUAAGUCAAAACGUCCAAGGGUCUCCCUGCUUCAAUGGGUGUUGGGUGGUGUUCAUGCUCUGUAGGUUGUCGCGGACGUGCUGUAUAGCCUCCGAUGUGUUGUUCGGCACGGUGUCGUGAUGUCCCGACGUUUCAGAAGAAGCUCUCGGCACGAUGAUGUCCAAAACGUCGAACCACGCCACACAACCCGAAUACUGGCGUGGGGAGGUGGGCAGUUAUUUUGUAUACAGGAAAUCUAUUGUUGACUCACUCCACACGGUAGUGCUCAUUGCACCGACCGCUGGAAGGAUUAUUAGCCGAGUUAACCGCCAACCAGGAUUUGAACUUGUGACCUUCAGAUUGCUGAUCGAGUACUUGAGCCGCAGCGCCACCCGACCAACCUAAACUCCACUAACGCAAACUUGUGUUAAACCAUUGUCGUUAGUGGCUACUGUUGGAAAGUAAUGUAAUAAAUGAGCCUGUGCGUACUUUUGGGUUUCUCAUGCUCAACACUUUUUGAUCGCUGCCUUGUGUCCGUGUAAUGUAAAAGCUAUACUGGAAUACGUAAAACAUUUUAAAAGUUGUUUUUGUGUCAAUGAACGCCUUGUGGCUGGAACCAUUUGACAAUCUUGAGCCAAUAUUCUUCCCCGCGGCAUUUUUUUUGCGUUCUCUUCGUUUCAACGUCACGCCCUGCGAGAAUUGGCAAAGUAUUCUAUGAACGGUGGUGGCAGGGUUCCCCCUGUCAGACUGGGCCGGUCCAAGCACCGCCUUCCUGGCCAGAUUCAGAAUAUUUACACUGGAGGAAUCCGGAUGAGCUCUAAAGAUCUUUUGUUUUUGCACAGAUGUUUUGCAAAGUUCCGUGUUCCGGACUUAUCAUACCGGGUUUAACAUAGUCCUGCUGCCAUCGUGUGCCAGCGGCACGGUCCAGUUUCGGAACAUAAAUCCGCAAAUUUCUAAAUUGCCAUUGCAAUACAGCAAUUAUAACCGCAUUGCUUUACCCAA
Molecule: messenger RNA, 6293 nt
Organism: Petromyzon marinus (sea lamprey)
Lineage: Eukaryota; Metazoa; Chordata; Hyperoartia; Petromyzontiformes; Petromyzontidae
Gene: AMFR
Product: autocrine motility factor receptor
Biological process (GO): endoplasmic reticulum unfolded protein response; protein K48-linked ubiquitination; ubiquitin-dependent protein catabolic process
Cellular component (GO): cytosol; endoplasmic reticulum; ubiquitin ligase complex
Molecular function (GO): ubiquitin binding; ubiquitin protein ligase activity
Source: RefSeq, a predicted model, not a curated record